CCUCAAUUGCGUUUAUAAGUAGGCCUGUUGAGGCCCCCAAGUUCUUAGCAAGAAAUGGGCUCGAACACGGCCGUGUUGCUUGUGUUCCUGGCCGUGUUCUGCACAGCCUACGCUGGUUGUGCGGCACAGACAGCUUGGCUGUCUGUGAAUGCUUCGGGCAAUUAUGGAAGAAAGAUUUCUCCGAGGAUGUUUGGAAUAAGCUUUGAGGAGAUCAAUCAUUCCGGCGCCGGGGGACUUUGGGCGGAGCUUGUCUGCAACAGAGGAUUUGAAGCUGGAGGCCAGAACACGCCGUCCAAUAUUGAUCCUUGGACUGUUGUUGGUGACGAAUCAUUGAUUGAUGUAUCUACGGACCGCUCGUCCUGUUUUGAAAGGAAUAAGGUUGCUCUAAAAAUGGAUGUUUUGUGCGAUUCUGCCGAGGCUGCCAAUGCUUGUCCGGCUAGUGGCGUUGGUGUUUACAACCCCGGGUUUUGGGGGAUGAACAUCGAACGAGGAAGCGUGUAUAAGGUUACACUUUAUGUCCGUGCGAUGCAACCGGUUGAGAUGUUGGUUUCGUUUGUUGGUUCGAAUGGGUUGCAGACGUUGGCGACAGCUGAUAUAAUAAUCGACAAUGCUUCGAACUGGACGAAGAAGGAGGUUAUGUUGGAAGCGAAGGGAACGGAUCCGAAUUCAAGAUUGCAGGUGACGACAACGAGAAAGGGUACAAUAUGGCUCGAUCAAGUCUCGGCCAUGCCUUCGAGCACAUACAAGGGACAUGGAUUUCGACACGAUCUUUUCGACAUGCUUGCUGAUCUAAAGCCGGGAUUCUUUCGAUUUCCAGGCGGUUCAUUUGUCGAAGGAGACCGGUUGCAGAAUGCAUUUCGAUGGAAAGAAACUGUAGGGCCUUGGGAGGAAAGACCGGGACACUUCGGGGACGUCUGGCAAUAUUGGACCGACGAUGGCCUCGGUUUCUUCGAGUACCUGCAACUCGCAGAGGAUUUAGGCGCUGCCCCGAUUUGGGUGUUCAACAUCGGUAUCAGCCGUAACGAUCAAGUUGACACGCUGAUUCUUUCGCCUUUCGUGCAAAAUGUUGUUAAUGCUAUUGAGUUUGCUCGGGGAGACCCGACUUCUAAAUGGGGUUCGAUUCGAGCUUCCAUGGGUCACCCGGAGCCUUUUGACUUGCGCUAUCUGGCUUCCGGGAAUCAAGAUUGUUGGAACAAGAACUAUCGUGGUAAUUACAUGAAGUUUUACACGGCUAUAAAAGAUGCUUAUCCGGACAUCCAAAUAAUCUCGAAUUGCGAUGGAUCUGUUGCUCGGUUGGAUCACCCCGCGGAUUUGUACGACUUCCAUGUUUAUACGAAUGCGUAUUCCAUGUUUUCGAUGGCUAGCUACUUUGAUCAAAAGGCACGAGUUGGCCCCAAGGCAUUCGUGAGCGAGUAUGCGGUGAAUGGCAACGAUGCAGGUAACGGGAAUCUUUUGAAAGCGCUCGCCGAAGCUGGAUUUCUUCUUGGCCUCGAGAAAAACAGCGAUAUCGUGGAAAUGGCAAGCAAUGCUCCUCUCUUUGUGAAUAACAACGAUAGGAGGUUCAAUCCGGAUGCUAUAGUGUUCGACUCUUCAAGAGCAUACGGUACGCCAAGUUAUUGGAUGCAACAUUUUUUCAAAGAAUCCAACACCGCCAUUCUAUUCGAUUCAAAGCUCCAAGCCCCUUCGUCAACUUCUCUUAUUGCAUCCGCAAUUUCUUGGAUAAGUCCCGACAAUAAUAAACGCUACAUAAGAAUAAAGGUUGUCAAUUUGGGAAGCAAUGUUGUCACUCUAAGAUUUUCGAUCGAUGGCUUGGCCCUGAAUUCGAUAGAAGCAAACGGGUCGAGAGUUACUACGAUGACAUCUACUAACAAGAUGGCCGAAAAUUCUUUCAAUGCCCCGAUGAAUGUGGUUCCGGUUACGGCUCCCCUCAGAAACCCGAGCAGCAAGAUGAAUAUCGCGUUGCCUUCGUUUUCUUUAACUUGCGUCGACUUGUUAACAAAUACGAAUGCUCUCCGGGUUUCACAUUCCGACGCUGCUCUUCGAACGUCGAUGUAGUCGUAAUUAGGACAUAAACAACUGUUUCUCGAUUCUUAUUGGAAUUAAAUCAGCAUGUGAUGCACAAUAUUUGUGCUAUGUUACCAUGUGUUGUGUAAAUUCUUAUUAUGUAUUGUUGUAUUGUAGUCUCUCCAAUAUAUUUGCAUAUGAAGCAUUGUUUAAAGAUGAAAUAAGUAUAUUAUUUAAUGAGAUUAUUAAUUAAUUUGA
Messenger RNA from Andrographis paniculata, 2262 nucleotides. RefSeq names its product alpha-L-arabinofuranosidase 1-like. NCBI's taxonomy places the organism in Eukaryota, Viridiplantae, Streptophyta, Magnoliopsida, Lamiales, Acanthaceae. Bases 55 to 2055 code for a protein of 666 amino acids. The transcript has 17 exons. The record is from RefSeq and is a predicted model, not a curated record. Gene Ontology annotation, biological process: L-arabinose metabolic process. Gene Ontology annotation, molecular function: alpha-L-arabinofuranosidase activity.